Oncorhynchus kisutch (coho salmon) is the source of this 4693-nucleotide messenger RNA. RefSeq lists its product as uncharacterized. NCBI's taxonomy places the organism in Eukaryota, Metazoa, Chordata, Actinopteri, Salmoniformes, Salmonidae. Gene Ontology annotation, molecular function: GTP binding. The transcript is spliced from 4 exons. The coding region runs from base 268 to 2829 and encodes 853 amino acids. The record is from RefSeq and is a predicted model, not a curated record.
CGCUGAUCACUUUCGAUUUGACUCUAAAUUAUAAAGUUGACGUUCUAGCCUACAGUUCAAACCGAUUUGAUCAGAUUUGUAUAUGCCUAUAUCUUCUCAUUUAAAUUAUAUCGUAAACUGGAUUAUUAUGCAACGAUAAACGAUAUAGUUUGUUAUUUUAGCGUGUGUGAAUGAAUAAAGUUCCGGAGCGCUCGACCGAACGACGUCGUUGACAGAAAUGAAGACGUAGAAUUCUCCAGUCGGCAAAUUCCGUUAAGCUGCACAAUUAUGGCAUCCAAUGAGCGUUCUCAACCGAAAAGGUGGAGGAGGAAGAGCAGCAUGGAGGAGCCCCCUUAUUUGUCAGGCGAUGCAGAGUUUAGAGUCCUUCUCUUUGGGAGAAGUGGCCACAGUCAAUUUUCUCUGGCAAACUCCAUUCUGGGGACAGAUGUGUUCAGCGAUGAGCUCUGCAACAUUACAGAGAGUCAGAGACACAGGAGCGAGGCGUUCGAGAGGAAACUAGCUGUGGUCAACACUCCAAACCUCUCUGAGUACGAGGCAUCCCAGAAAGAGCUGAGAAGAGUGUUCAAGUUGUCUGUGUGUAUGUCCUCUCCUGGUCCCUACGUCGUUCUCUUUGCAUUCGACCUGAACAACAUCUCACCAAGUGCAGCAAGCAUCCUGGAACUCGUCACAAAGCAUUUUGGGGACAGCAUCUUGAACCACAUGAUGGUUGUGGUGUGUCAUGAAGAGGAGAAGGAGGAUUCAGCUCUUGAGGAGAAAGUCCAGACUAACAGAGACUUCAGGGAGCUCAUUGAGAAGUGUGGCCGAAGGUAUCACCUCUUCAAUGAGAGGAAGGCCCAGAGAGAUGAGAAGGUUUCCAGACAGCUCCUGGAGAAGAUGGACGACAUGGUGAGGGAAAACGGAUACAGAUUCUACUCCAAUCACCAAUACCAGGAAGCAGAGGAGAGAAUCCAGAAAGAGGAGUGUUUCAUGAUGAAAGGGAGAAAGAAAGAGAUGCUGACAAAGAGGAAGGAGCUGGAGAGCAGGUACACAGGUACACUCCUUGAGAAGGAGCUGGAGAGCAGGUACACAGGUACACUCCUUGAGAAGGAGCUGGAGAGCAGGUACACAGGUACACUCCUUGAGAAGGAGCUGGAGAGCAGGUACACAGGUACACUCCUUGAGAAGGAGCUGGAGAGCAGGUACACAGGUACACUCCUUGAGAAGGAGCUGGAGAGCAGGUACACAGGUACACUCCUUGAGAAGGAGCUGGAGAGCAGGUACACAGGUACACUCCUUGAGAAGGAGCUGGAGAGCAGGUACACAGGUACACUCCUUGAGAAGGAGCUGGAGAGCAGGUACACAGGCACACUCCUUGAGAAGGAGCUGGAGAGCAGGUACACAGGUACACUCCUUGAGAAGGAGCUGGAGAGCAGGUAUACAGGUACACUCCUUGAGAAGGAGCUGGAGAGCAGGUACACAGGUACACUCCUUGAGAAGGAGCUGGAGAGCAGGUACACAGGUACACUCCUUGAGAAGGAGCUGGAGAGCAGGUACACAGGUACACUCCUUGAGAAGGAGCUGGAGAGCAGGUACACAGGUACACUCCUUGAGAAGGAGCUGGAGAGCAGGUACACAGGUACACUCCUUGAGAAGGAGCUGGAGAGCAGGUACACAGGUACACUCCUAGAGAAGGAGCUGGAGAGCAGGUAUACAGGUACACUCCUUGAGAAGGAGCUGGAGAGCAGGUACACAGGUACACUCCUUGAGAAGGAGCUGGAGAGCAGGUACACAGGUACACUCCUUGAGAAGGAGCUGGAGAGCAGGUACACAGGUACACUCCUUGAGAAGGAGCUGGAGAGCAGGUACACAGGUACACUCCUUGAGAAGGAGCUGGAGAGCAGGUACACAGGUACACUCCUUGAGAAGGAGCUGGAGAGCAGGUACACAGGUACACUCCUUGAGAAGGAGCUGGAGAGCAGGUACACAGGUACACUCCUUGAGAAGGAGCUGGAGAGCAGGUACACAGGUACACUCCUUGAGAAGGAGCUGGAGAGCAGGUACACAGGUACACUCCUUGAGAAGGAGCUGGAGAGCAGGUACACAGGUACACUCCUUGAGAAGGAGCUGGAGAGCAGGUACACAGGUACACUCCUUGAGAAGGAGCUGGAGAGCAGGUACACAGGUACACUCCUUGAGAAGGAGCUGGAGAGCAGGUACACAGGCACACUCCUUGAGAAGGAGCUGGAGAGCAGGUACACAGGUACACUCCUUGAGAAGGAGCUGGAGAGCAGGUAUACAGGUACACUCCUUGAGAAGGAGCUGGAGAGCAGGUACACAGGUACACUCCUUGAGAAGGAGCUGGAGAGCAGGUACACAGGUACACUCCUUGAGAAGGAGCUGGAGAGCAGGUACACAGGUACACUCCUUGAGAAGGAGCUGGAGAGCAGGUACACAGGUACACUCCUUGAGAAGGAGCUGGAGAGCAGGUACACAGGUACACUCCUUGAGAAGGAGCUGGAGAGCAGGUACACAGGUACACUCCUUGAGAAGGAGCUGGAGAGCAGGUACACAGGCACACUCCUUGAGAAGGAGCUGGAGAGCAGGUACACAGGUACACUCCUUGAGAAGGAGCUGGAGAGCAGGUAUACAGGUACACUCCUUGAGAAGGAGCUGGAGAGCAGGUACACAGGUACACUCCUUGAGAAGGAGCUGGAGAGCAGGUACACAGGUACACUCCUUGAGAAGGAGCUGGAGAGCAGGUACACAGGUACACUCCUUGAGAAGGAGCUGGAGAGCAGGUACACAGGUACACUCCUGGAGAAGGAGCUGGAGAGCAGGUACACUCCUUGAGAAGGAGCUGGAGAGCAGGUACACAGGUACACUCCUUGAGAAGGAGCUGGAGAGCAGGUACACAGGUACACUCCUUGAGAAGGAGCUGGAGAGCAGGUACACAGGUACACUCCUUGAGAAGGAGCUGGAGAGCAGGUACACAGGUACACUCCUUGAGAAGGAGCUGGAGAGCAGGUACACAGGUACACUCCUUGAGAAGGAGCUGGAGAGCAGGUAUACAGGUACACUCCUUGAGAAGGAGCUGGAGAGCAGGUACACAGGUACACUCCUUGAGAAGGAGCUGGAGAGCAGGUACACAGGUACACUCCUUGAGAAGGAGCUGCUGCAGUUUGAGACAGGGAUAAGAGUAGAGAACCGAGCGAAGGCUGAGAGGAAGAUCUCAGAGGUACUGGGAUUUACUCUCACAGCAGUUGACUAUGCUGCUGCAGUAGGUAAAGGGGCAGCUCUAGGGGCUUUAUGUGGAGCGGUUGUGGGGAUUGAGGGUAUGGUGGUGGGAGCCGCUGUAGGUGCCGUCGUCGGGGGGGGCAUAGGAGGUGCUGUCAGUGCGGCAUGGGGUUACCUCACAAACACUGCUGCACAAAUGAAUAGACGUUGAGACAAUGCUGCUUACAUCGAUGAGGCAUUGCACAGUUUAACAGAUUGGGUCAUUUUGGUGCCGUUCCUGCCCAGUUUAACAGAUUGGGUCAUUAUGAUGCCUGCCCAGUUUAACAGAUUGGGUCAUUAUGAUGCCUGCCCAGUUUAACAGAUUGUGUCAUUUUGAUGCCGUUCCAACACAGUUUAACAGAUUGUGUCAUUAUGAUGCCGUUCCUGCCCAGUUUAACAGAUUGUGUCAUUAUGAUGCCGUUCCUGCCCAGUUUAACAGAUUGUGUCAUUAUGAUGCCUUCCCAGUUUAACAGAUUAUGUCAUUAUGAUGCCUGCCCAGUUUAACAGAAUGUGUCAUUAUGAUGCCUGCCCAGUUUAACAGAUUGUGUCAUUAUGAUGCCUGCCCAGUUUAACAGAUUGUGUCAUUAUGAUGCCUGCCCAGUUUAACAGAUUGUGUCAUUAUGAUGCCUGCCCAGUUUAACAGAAUGUGUCAUUAUGAUGCCUGCCCAGUUUAACAGAAUGUGUCAUUAUGAUGCCUGCCCAGUUUAACAGAUUGUGUCAUUAUGAUGCCUGCCCAGUUUAACAGAUUGUGUCAUUAUGAUGCCUGCCCAGUUUAACAGAUUGUGUCAUUAUGAUGCCUGCCCAGUUUAACAGAUUGUGUCAUUAUGAUGCCUGCCCAGUUUAACAGAUUGUGUCAUUAUGAUGCCUGCCCAGUUUAACAGAUUGUGUCAUUAUGAUGCCUGCCCAGUUUAACAGAUUGUGUCAUUAUGAUGCCUGCCCAGUUUAACAGAUUGUGUCAUUAUGAUGCCUGCCCAGUUUAACAGAUUGUGUCAUUAUGAUGCCUGCCCAGUUUAACAGCACUGUCAGAUGUGUAGAGGUCUGAGGCUAAUCAGUUCAGUAAUACAUGUUAUUUGUCAGUGAGAAAAUAUUCAGAGAUGUAUGUUUUGUAGAUAUUAGACGCUGUUGAUUUGUUUUUUUGGGCUGCUGAUCUGGUGAUGGUUAUUUUAAACAGAUUCAUUGUUGAAAUACGUAAAUCAUGAAUAAAGGGAAGAUCCUUUAACGAUGGAAUAUUUAAACACGUUAUAAAUGUACUGUUGCUUUGAUGUCUUUGGAAUUCCCAAUACAUCUGUGUACUUUUAAAUAGGAAAUAAAUAUUCAUUCUAAAUCCAUUUAUGAAAGUUACAUAGUUAUUUUUUAUGUUAUAUUACUGUUGUUGUAUAUGUCUCUAUUUUGCCUAAUAAAUUCCAUCUUUAAAAAAUGAAAAUAAAUCCCAGUUUUGCUU